Molecule: messenger RNA, 1269 nt
Organism: Scleropages formosus (Asian bonytongue)
Lineage: Eukaryota; Metazoa; Chordata; Actinopteri; Osteoglossiformes; Osteoglossidae
Gene: ggh
Product: gamma-glutamyl hydrolase (conjugase, folylpolygammaglutamyl hydrolase)
Exons: 9
Coding region: 163-1107 (314 amino acids)
Biological process (GO): tetrahydrofolylpolyglutamate metabolic process
Cellular component (GO): vacuole
Molecular function (GO): gamma-glutamyl-peptidase activity
Source: RefSeq, a predicted model, not a curated record
GUGUGUCGCUGACGGGGUUGGAACCCGAAAGAGUCUAUUUCUGCCUCCACUUUGCGCCGCCUGCGUUGAGUGUCGCGUGACCGAGCCCGUGCGGGAGAUCACCUAAGGCGGCCGUCCGUCCGUCGUCUGCUGUAGGCGAGACUGGGCGCUGUUUGUGGAAACAUGAAGCUUUUGAGCGCCACGUUCCUCCUUAUGAUCCACAUCGGCUGCACCUUCGCUGCGGUGCUGGUCUCAGAUCAUAGAAACGACGAGCCCAUAGUUGGUGUUCUGGCUCAGGAGCUGUCCUCUUCCAGACAUUCCGGAAGUUCCUACAUCGCUGCCUCUUAUGUCAAAUACCUGGAGAUGGCCGGAGCAAGAGUGGUGCCUGUGAAAAUAAAUCUGACCAAAAAGGAAUAUGAGUCACUCUUCAACUCCAUCAAUGGGCUAUUAAUUCCUGGCGGUGGAGCUAAUUUAAUAUCUUCAGGUUAUGCUAAGGCUGCAAAGAUCUUCUAUGAACUUGCUGUGAAGGCUAAUUCCCAAGGGGACUACUUCCCAAUUUGGGGUACGUGCUUGGGGUUUGAGGAGCUCUCGUAUUUGACCAGCAAGAAGUUUCUCCUGAGUAAAACGAACACCACCGGUCUUGCACUUCCGUUGAUCUUUACUAACGGAUCUAGAGAGAGCAGGAUGUUCAAAGGCUUUCCCGAAGACGUCCUGCGUUCUCUCGCCUCCGAGCCCAUAACAGAAAAUUCCCAUGAGUGGAGUCUCACUCUUGAGAGUUUCAACAACAACAAGGAACUGAGAAAUUUCUACGAUGUGUUGACCACUAACAUGGACGGGAAUGUGGAGUUUGUGUCAACCAUUGAAGCGAAGGAGUUCCCGUUUUACGGAACUCAGUGGCACCCGGAGAAGAAUGCCUAUGAGUGGACGAAGCCUUACAUCCCGCACUCGCCAUCGGCCAUCAAGAUGAUGUUUUUCAUGGCAGACUUCUUUGUCAACGAAGCAAGGAAAAGCUUUCAUCGUUUCUCAAGUGAGAAGGAAAAAGCAGAGAGUCUCAUUUACAACUACAGUCCUGUCUAUACAGGGAAAAACCCAGGUUCUACAUUUGAACAAAUUUAUAUUUUUACAUGAGCUUUUAAAUUUAAAGCAAGGUGUGUGUGUAUAAUUUACCUCAGGGCAGCAGGUAAUGUAAUGGUGAGUCGUCGCUUUGUAAAGUCCUGACUUUGAAUCCGCAUUCCUGCUGUACUACCCUUGGGCAAGGUACUUACCCUGAACUGAUACAGUAAGAAUACC